UUAAUUAAGGGGCCCGGUAAAGCCCUAUAAAUAGAAGAGCUAGAAACCGAAGGAGGGCGGGCGAGGGACCCAUAUAUAUACGAAGAAGAAUCAGAACAAAGAAAUUACAAGCUUAAUUAAUUGUAUAGCUAGUGAGGGGUGGUGGUGUGGUGGUGGUGGUGGUGCAUCUCAAUGGCGACUCCCUCGGAGGGCAAGAACGUGACGUCGGAGGAGACGGAAGUGACGUCGGAGCACCGCGGGGCCGACGUCGAACGGCGCCGGCGUUCGGCGUCGGGUGGUGGGGCGAGAGAGCUGGAUUUAGAAUUCCCGCUCAUGCGGCAGACGUCGAUAUACUCGCUGACGCUCGACGAGAUUCAGAACACCGUGUGCGAGCCCGGCAGGACCUUCGGGUCCAUGAACAUGGACGAAUUCCUCGCCAACAUAUGGAACGUGGAAGAGGGCCACAACAACAACAACAACAACAACAACAACAACAACAACAACAAUAAUGCCGCCGCUGCUGCUGCUGCUGCGGCGGCGGCUGAGAAUGCUGUAGUGGCGGCGCCGCCACAGGAGCAGCAGCAGCUGCAGCGACAGGGGUCUUUGACGGUGCCUGCGCUGCUGUCGCGGAAGACGGUGGAUGAGGUGUGGGCCGAGAUACACCGGGGGGAGGCGCACGUGGACCGGGUGCACCAGGAUGGGGGGACGCGUCAGCCGACGUUCGGGGAGAUGACGCUGGAGGAUUUUCUGGUAAAGGCCGGGGUGGUGAGGGAAGGAUACGGCGGCGGUGGGGCGCCGAAUUUAACGGAGCAGCAGCAGCAGCAGCAGCAGUAUGGGGGAGUCUACGGGGCGCAUGCAGUUGGGAUGGGGUACGGUGAUCACCACCAGCACCAACACCAACACCAACACCAACACGCGCACCAGCACGUGCACCACAACCAGGUUGCGAAUGGGGUGUACCAUGUUGUGGGGGAUGAGGUGGGGUACGCGAGCGCAGGGAGGAUGGCCGGGAACGGGUACGGGCCAGGGCCGGUGCACGUGGGGUCGCCCGCGAGCCCCGGGUCGUCAGAGGGGAUGAACGGAGGGCAGGCGGACAAUGCGGCGGCCGCGGCGGCAUACAAUGAUGGGAUGGUGAACGGGAGGAAGCGAACAGCAGGGGGUGUGGUAGAGAAGGUGGUGGAGCGCAGGCAGCGACGGAUGAUCAAGAACAGGGAGUCGGCUGCCCGGUCGCGCGCCCGGAAGCAGGCAUACACAGUGGAGCUGGAAGGUGAGCUGAAUCAGCUAAAAGAAGAAAAUGCUCGACUUAAAGAAGAAGGGAAAAGAAUGCUGGCGCUGAGAAAGCAAGCGUUGGUGGAGACGAUGACUGAGCGGGCACGGGUGAAAGCAAAGAAGAUGGCCUGCAGGGUGUUUCGCUGCAACAGCUGCUCCUGGUGAUCUUUUUUGACCGAAGAAACUGUUUGCUUUGGCUUUGUACAUACGACUUGUGCGAACUUCCGUUCCGUAUUAGCUAAGUAUCCCGAAAUCCGAACUGUAGCCAGAUCGGGGGGCAAGACAUCCUCUCUAAUCUGCUGCUCCAUGCAUGAUAGGAGUUUUGCCUUCCUCCUGCAGUGCCUACUAGCAAAGACAAGAUCAAAUAGGCCCUCUUGGCUUGUAUUAGUUGGCAUGUGUACUCUGAUCAGUGGGAAAUGUGUGUGGGGUAAAGUGUGUUUGUUUUGUACAGUGAGUUAUAUAUAUAUAUAUAUGGCUAGUUGGGUGAAGAGAUAUUAGUAGUACCCAUUCUAAACAUAUGUUAACUUAUCCAAUUUGUUUGUGUCUUACUUUUGCAUAGUAA
This is a messenger RNA of Ananas comosus (pineapple), 1810 nucleotides long. Its product is annotated as protein ABSCISIC ACID-INSENSITIVE 5. Gene Ontology annotation, biological process: positive regulation of DNA-templated transcription. The transcript has 4 exons. The record is from RefSeq and is a predicted model, not a curated record. The coding region runs from base 172 to 1413 and encodes 413 amino acids. Gene Ontology annotation, molecular function: DNA-binding transcription factor activity. NCBI's taxonomy places the organism in Eukaryota, Viridiplantae, Streptophyta, Magnoliopsida, Poales, Bromeliaceae. Gene Ontology annotation, cellular component: nucleus.